GAGGUGGGAUCUUUUAGCAACCGUCCAUCUUCAGCUAUAUUCCAGUCAACGAGCUUGUCGAAAAGAAAACACAAUUUGGAAGUGAAGAAGACCUUCUGGAAUAAGUUGUGGCUGUUAUUGACAAAAGAGAAACGAAAGCCCAUAUCAUAGACGGAAUGUGGACAUCGUCGUAGUCAGAGCCAUGGCUGACAAAAGAAAACUUCAAGGUGAGAUUGACAGAUGCUUGAAAAAAGUAGCGGAAGGCGUGGAACAGUUUGAGGACAUUUGGCAGAAGCUUCACAAUGCAGCUAAUGCAAACCAGAAGGAAAAAUACGAAGCCGACCUCAAGAAAGAGAUUAAAAAAUUACAGCGACUGAGAGAUCAGAUAAAAACAUGGGUGGCCUCCAACGAGAUCAAGGACAAGCGGCAGCUCGUGGAGAACCGCAAGCUCAUCGAGACGCAAAUGGAGCGGUUCAAAGUGGUGGAGCGGGAAACAAAAACCAAGGCCUACUCCAAAGAAGGCUUGGGACUCGCUCAGAAAGUGGAUCCGGCUCAGAGGGAAAAGGAGGAGACGGGGCAAUGGCUAACAAAUACGAUAGACACUCUAAACAUGCAGGUCGAUCAGUUUGAAAGCGAGGUGGAGUCUCUUUCGGUUCAAACGCGAAAGAAGAAAGGUGACAAAGAGAAGCAAGAUCGAAUCGACGAGCUCAAGCGCUUGAUCGAGAGGCACCGGUUCCACAUUCGCAUGUUGGAGACCAUUUUACGGAUGCUGGACAACGACUCUGUGCCGGUGGACGCCAUUCAGAAGAUCAAAGAUGACGUGGAGUAUUACAUUGAUUCUUCGCAAGACCCUGACUUUGAAGAGAACGAAUUCCUGUACGAUGACUUGGACCUCGAAGACAUCCCUGCAGCAUUAGUGGCCACGUCUCCAUCGGGUCAGGGCAACAUGGAAGAUGAGAUGUACCUCCACUCGAGCAGCACCCCCACUUCCACCACCUCGUCGUCACCCAUCCCUCCGUCGCCGGCCACUUGCGCCGCGGAGAACUCAGAGGACGAUAAGAAAAAGGGCCGGUCAGCAGACAAUGAAGUUAGUCAGUCGCCUGUUAAGAACGGCACGCCCUCCCUGCUCUCCUCCUUCUCCUCCUCCACUACGUCCGGCUCCUCCUCAUCGUCCUCCUUGGUGUCCAUGGCGAGCGUGGUCGGAGGCGGCCCCGUGGUUCCGACCAGCAGCGGCCUAAUAGGAAGCUUCAGCAGCGCCGUGCAACAGCAUCAGCAUCUGCCAGCGCAGCAACAACAACAGCAGCAGCAGCAGCAUCACGCUCAGCCGCAGAACCAAUCGCAGCAGCAGCCCCCUCUGUCCAAACCGUCGGCUCCCUCAAACAGCACCCCCAGUCCGCCCGGCAACCUGCUGCUCCCGGCCUCCACCGCCUCGUCUCUGCCGGCGCCCAGCACGCCCGUCUCCUCAGCUGCCGGUUCCCUCGCCCAGCCCUCGUCCGGGUCCGCUCCCGUGUCCAGCUUGGGGCUCGGGCUCGGAUUGGGUUUGGGCAAAGGGGGCAUGACGGGGACCGGCGGAGCCAGCCAGAUGUCUGCUUUAGGCCUGGGGGUCCACUCGGCGCCCCUGAGCACCAUGGCGGGGCUCAUUUCGGGGUCCACGCCGGCGCCGUACGCGCAGGCGGCGGCGCCGGGGGGCUUGGGCCUGAGCGGCAGCGGCGGCACGCCGUCCAGCAUUUCAGUGGAGAGCAGCACGUCCAUCAUCACCACCUCCGGCUCCAGCGGCGUCACCACCAACGGAGCGGCUACGGCGCUCGGCCUGCUGGGCUCCGGCCACGGCUCGCUGAGCGGAAGCAUUCUGGGCCUGGUGUCCGGCCAGAACGCGUCGUCCGCCGCCUCUCAGGCGCCCCCCAGUUCCGUCAGCGCUUCGCCCGGAGUGGUCGGCAUGAUGGGGGGCAACGGCGGCAUCGUCGGAGGCGUGAGCGCUGCGCCUGCCCGACCGCCCAGCGGACUCAAGCAGAAUGGAAGCACAAGUUACAGCGCUGUCGUGGCUGAAAGUUCGGCGGAGUCGGCUCUCAGCACCCCGAGCCAAUCUCAAAGCAGCCAGCCGUCAUCCCUCAGUUCCUCCACCAGCCAGCCGUUGGACAACGGGCCCAGCUUAAUCAGCUCCAUCACCUUACCCCCGAGCUCGCCGUCGCCCUCCUUUUCGGACAGCACGCCCGGCGGAGGGAGCCUCCUCAACGGGCCCCACUCCUACACGCAGGCCUCCGAGGGCCUCAAGGCUCCCGAGCCUCUUAUCUCCCUGAAGGCCAUGGCGGAGAGGGCGGCCCUGGGAUCGGGCCUUGACGGAGAGAUCCCCAACCUGCACCUAACCGAGCGAGACAUCUUCUCGUCGUCCGCGGCGCCCGGCGCCCCUGCCGCGCCGCAGCCAUCCGUGUCCGAGGUCAGCAUCCCGCCGUCGCUCGGCGUCUGUCCCUUGGGGCCCACCCCCCUGCCCAAAGACCAGUUGUACCAGCAGGCCAUGCAGGAGUCGGCGUGGACGCACAUGCCGCACCCCUCUGACUCCGAGAGGAUCAGGCAAUACUUGAUGAGGAACCCGUGCCCCACCUUGCCCUUCCAUUAUCAGAUGCCUCCGCACCACUCAGACUCCAUCGAGUUCUACCAGCGACUGUCCACAGAAACACUGUUUUUCAUCUUCUACUACCUGGAGGGCACCAAGGCUCAGUACCUGUCGGCCAAGGCGUUGAAGAAGCAGUCAUGGAGGUUUCACACCAAGUACAUGAUGUGGUUCCAGAGGCACGAGGAGCCCAAGACUAUCACUGAUGAGUUUGAACAGGGCACUUACAUUUACUUUGACUAUGAGAAAUGGGGCCAGCGGAAGAAGGAGGGCUUCACGUUUGAGUACAGGUACCUGGAAGACCGAGACCUGCAGUGACCGCCCCUCCCGGAGGACACCGAGAGACACAAAUGUACUGCUGUCGACAUUCCGAGACUGAACUCCAAACUGUGGAUAGAGAUUGUGAUGUGUAGUAGAAAACGCUCUCCCCACUCCCAAAAAUGAAAAAAAAACAUCAACAACAACAAAAAAAACGCCAACAAAAAAGCAAAGAGCGUUGUCUGUAUAGGCUGCGUCUCACGCGAAGCCCCCCAUCGCUUAAGUAGCGCCUGGCCCUUGACCAAACGGAAUAUAACAACAAAAAGCGCCCUCUGGGCUUCUCUUCCUCGCCCCCUUCGAUCAAACGUUCUCGCGCUGCCUGAUGCGAGAGCGUUGCCACGCCAGGCGUGCGUUUGUGCCUGUUUGUGUGCGCACUCACUUUGUGGCAUUAGGAAAGCCCGACCCCCUCCCUCUAAUGCAUGUUUCUUAUAGUUUCUGUUUUCUUUCUUUCUUUCCAAAAAACAACAGACAUUCUGUGUACACGAGCCCGGACGCCUCUUUUGACCGGACACGAAACGACAACAAAAAUGUUCCUUGUGAAUUCAAACUGCCCUUCUUGUAUUUACUGUAACUUUCUGGUCUAGAGUGGGGGAGGUACAGUGGACAUUUUCGUCUCGGUGCGUAGGAUUGGCUUUGUUUGAAAACCCUGUGAAUGCCUGUUGUGGUCACUCUUAGACCUAGUGAGCGCUUAUCAAUAGUGUUAUUGAUCUUGUCGUGGUCCAUUUAAUACAACGAGAAGGCAAAAGGCGGCUGAGAGCGACCACAGGGCCUCUCCCUGUGGCAGGGAUAGCGUCCUAAUCGGACUUGGAUUAAAUUGCUAUGCAAUUGAACUGGUCUCUGACUCCCUCUCUUUACCAAUAAAGUUUGUUUAUAAGUUAAA
Hippocampus comes (tiger tail seahorse) is the source of this 3785-nucleotide messenger RNA. RefSeq names its product CCR4-NOT transcription complex, subunit 3a (gene cnot3a). The coding region runs from base 182 to 2905 and encodes 907 amino acids. The transcript has 18 exons. Gene Ontology annotation, biological process: regulation of DNA-templated transcription. Gene Ontology annotation, cellular component: CCR4-NOT core complex; nucleus. The record is from RefSeq and is a predicted model, not a curated record. Lineage: Eukaryota; Metazoa; Chordata; Actinopteri; Syngnathiformes; Syngnathidae.